This is a messenger RNA of Drosophila sechellia, 2912 nucleotides long. RefSeq lists its product as uncharacterized. Lineage: Eukaryota; Metazoa; Arthropoda; Insecta; Diptera; Drosophilidae. The coding region runs from base 394 to 1488 and encodes 364 amino acids. The record is from RefSeq and is a predicted model, not a curated record. The transcript has 2 exons.
CUAAAUGGCCGUCAGCCGGGUGACGGACAGGGGGAACUACGCGUACCAUCCGGAGCUUUAGUGCCCGAUGGACGUGCCGUAACUGUCUGUACAUCCGGAAGUGCGACUACACUCUCCCCGUGAGGGCGGCCGGAAACAGGUCCUUCGGCAAGGUCAUGUCUCUGCCGAAGGCUCCUGGCGAAUGGUAGUCGGGCGAAGAGAAGACAACUCUGGAAGAUCACCCCAAUCCAAGACGGAACAGCCAGCGUCGAGGGAUGUGUGGCCGAGGGGGAACUCGGUCUCUAGCUGGCGGACUCUGCGCACCUGUCCACCCGCAGUUUCAACUCGGACUUCCUGUGGCACCUCGGGCUCUGCUGUGGGUGACCUCCUUUCCCGUGCACUCGUGGGAACCAAAUGAAUAGUCUAAAAGUAAAUGAGUUUGAUGCUGCUCCAGAAGCAUCACCCAACCGAAAUCCUUCAGUGGAUUCGGGUCCUGGCUUUGUCAGGCUGAAAACCAGACAAAAAAAGCUGCUGCGAAAGGCUCUUCAUGGAGGGCUGACCAGAGAAAAGGCUCUGGAGGUGGUGCAAGCUCUUCCCAUAGUUAAGGGACUCCUACCCGAUCCUUAUGGAAUCCAAGCCACCAAUCCGUACCCCUCGGGUUUAGUUGAGAGCGUGAGAAUCGGCUUAGCUGCGGAGUCUGCUGGGACUUCCCUGACCAGCGAGCAAAUGACCAUGAUCAAGGAGGCCAUUAUCGACGUGACCGUGGAGCAAUCUGGCAGUCAGAAGCCCCAGUUCGAGGGAUGUGUGGCUCGAAGAGGAUGGCUUCUUGUGACUUGUUCCAAUUCCUCCACCUCAGACUGGUUCAAACAAAAUAUUUGCCAUAUCCAGUCGAAAGUAACCACUAAACUGAAGCUAAUGGAUGAGUCUGAACUGCCAAGAAGGAAUGUCGUCCUCGGAUAUUUUCCAGAUAGUCUAACCACCAGCAGCCAGAAGGUCCUGGAAAUCAUUCAGGCCCAGAACCCAGUCUCAACGGCGGAAUGGAGGGUCAUGAACAGGUUGACCCACGGUGAGCUACUGCAUCUUUCCAUGGCAGUUGACAAUGAAUCGCACAAGAAACUGAUCGAACUGAAUGGAACCAUAUCCUUUCGAUUCGGGCGUGUAAAACUUUGUUUGAAGAACUCCCUCGAUAGGAAAUCUGUACUAAAUGGUAGAAAAGAAACAUCGCCAAAUAGAAAAUCCCUUGAGAAAGCUGCUGUAAGUAGAGAAAUUGUGCCUGCUCCUCAGGAACCUGUGAUCACAAAUGUUAGUCCAUGGAACCAAUCCAAUAAUCCUUGGCUUAGCCAUAGCAAUCCAAGGAUGCAGUGGAAUCAACAACAGAUGCUCAGGUAUGAUCCUUACAGUCCAAGGGAACUUCCGUCGAAUUUUUUGUGUGCCAGCUAUUCAGGAUCGGGCUAUGGGAAUGAAGGAGACAGGAGGCUGAGACCUCGAACUUGGCCAGGAAACUACUGAUGAGCUAAGGGUUCCACUACCAAAGGAAAUGGCAUGAUUUUCAGACUAACCAGGAAUAUUUUCAGGAUAUUUCAAUCGACGAAACAUCUAUCUUAAGGAAGUACAACGACUUGUCCUUCAUUUUCAGCAUCUUAUCUUGAGGUAUUUAGAGUUUUUGAUAAGUAGACAUUUAUACAGGACUCGCCCAACUGCAAAGAUAACUCUUUUUAACCCAUAACACCAGAUCACAAUGAUUUUGCUUACAGCAUUCGAAACAAUAUGAUACAGUAACACUGGUUACACUUAAAGAACCUGGCUUAAAUGAUACUAAAAACACAAUGAUACCGUAACACUGGUUACACUCAAUGGAUUUCGAUGUGUUUCAAAUAAUGCGGGCUUUACCAAAGGGAUCUAAAAAAUUCAGAUCUGAAUUUCAUUAUUCUUUGUCAAAACAUGUGGUUUUGAAACCAAUGCUUUAUGGCUUAUGUGAUUGUAAGUCACCAUCAUAUUCCAUUAGGGUUUCUAUUGAAGGAACAACAUUCUUUACAAUCAUAUCUCUCUUCAGAGUUCUGCAUAUAAUUACAUUUUAUCAGUAGAAGGUGCUUUCAGCUUCCAAAAGAAGUCCUUCGAGCGUUGAAGUAUUAGCUUUUCCGCGCACGCUCCUCCCGCUAAUUAAAUCUAAUGUAACCUGUAAUAAAUUCGCUUGUCGCGCUUUUCCGGUCGUGCGAAUCAACCCUUUUUCGCGCGUUUUGUGUAUGCAAAUUCUGCCGGCAAAUUGCCCUGGCGCCAUUGAGCCUUAUCAUCUAUGACAUCCUGAGUCCUGUAGCCUGAGUGCCGUACCUGCCGGAGUCACCCUCGUAGAUCCUCGGAUUCCCUCGCGAUUUGGCGUACAAAGCAAUUUUCUGGCAGCCACGCGAAUCAAUUUUCGGCAAAAUAUUCGGCAUAAUAGUUAAGUUUUAUGCGAAUUCCGCUGGCAGAACAUCCGUUUCCGGCUGAAAAAAGAGAAGGAAGAAGGAGAAAGGGUUUCGGUCACAUUGAACUCCACCCCUCACUUCAGAUUGACAAUCAGCAUGCGGUCUCAUAUCCGCUGGAUGGCAAACAAAACCGGGGAAAACUUUCACUUAGGCGAAUAUUGCGCAACUAUUGGGCUGCACAACCCGUUGACACAAAUCGCACUAAAUCAAAAAUUAUGCUUUGCACAAAUAAAGCGAAAGGACGCGUACGAGGACGAGGAUGCCUCGCAGGAAGUCGCUACACCCUGUGGCCAUAAAUCUCAUCUAGUCAAAUAUUGAAUUACGCCGGAUGAAGAGGCAGGGAUGCGAGGGGCAGGGAAAGGGUUCUCCGGCGAUUCGCAGCUUCACUUUAGUGGGUCAGAAGGAUGUGGCACAUCCCUGCAGAUUCGCUAUAUUCUCUAUUCCUAUAUAUGGUGUGUGACAUUUUUCCGG